Messenger RNA from Daktulosphaira vitifoliae (grape phylloxera), 1200 nucleotides. Its product is annotated as pseudouridine-5'-phosphatase-like. The record is from RefSeq and is a predicted model, not a curated record. Lineage: Eukaryota; Metazoa; Arthropoda; Insecta; Hemiptera; Phylloxeridae. The transcript is spliced from 4 exons. Bases 476 to 1159 code for a protein of 227 amino acids. Gene Ontology annotation, molecular function: phosphatase activity.
GGUAGGGAUUUGGCUUUUCGGAUUAAAAGUUAAAUUUAGAAUAAAUAGAAUUUUAUGAUUUUAUACUGAUUGUCCGUCUCAAUAGUGACUUAAAUUUACAUGGGUAAUAAUUGUAAUAUAAGUCAAAUCCACGUAGAUAAAAUUUACUAUCAAUACUUUUUCAAAAGGUUUAAGAAUAGUAUAAGUUAUUAAAAUAUUAUUGAAGUCAGAACUAUUCAGAAACAAAAUAAUUUUUGCAUAUAUCUAUUAUGAUAAUAUACAUUUUUAUGACCGAUUUAUAAAUACUGAUAACAUUUACCCACUGUAUUAUGUUCAUUUCAAUUCUUUUUAAAUAGUAAUUAUUACGGAUACUUAUUCAAACGUGGGAAAUAUUAAAUUCUACAAUUUCAAAUUUUAUUGCUUUAGACGAUUUUAAAAGAAAUAUUUUUCCUAUAACUGCAUAUUUCUAAUAUAAAAAUAAAAAUUCGAAUUCAGUAUGUCUUUUUUACCAGUAACACACGUUAUUUUUGACAUGGAUGGCUUAAUAUUAGAUUCAGAAAAAGUCUACUUAGAAAGUAUUACUGAAGUACUAAAUAGAUAUGGAAAAGUUUAUACAAAUGACUUGCGUUUAAAAGUAAUGGGAACAAUACCAAUUAAUACAGCCUCAAUUAUUAUAAAAGAACUUGGUAUGGAAGUAGCACCUAAUGAUUUGAUGGCAGAAUUUUAUAUUAAUCAAUUAGAAAAAAUGACCAAUGUGCCACUAAUGCCAGGCGCUGAAAAAUUAAUUACUCAUUUACAUAAAAGUAAUGUGCCAAUAGCUGUAGCUACAAGCAGUGGCAAAGAAACAUUUAAAGUAAAAACGGCUAUCCAUCAGGAAUUGUUUUCAAAAUUUCAUCAUAUUGUAUUAGGAAGUGCUGAUCCAGAAGUGAAAGAGGGUAAACCAUCUCCUGAUAUAUUUCUAGUUUGUGCUACUCGUUUUAAAGAUAAACCUAACUCCGAAAAUUGUUUAGUAUUCGAAGAUGCUCCAAAUGGAGUAACUGCUGGUAUAAAGGCUGGAAUGCAAGUUGUAAUGGUACCAGAUAAAAUUAUCCCAAUCGAAAAAACAACUCAUGCUACUCAAGUGAUAACAUCUCUUGAAGAUUUCAAGCCAGAAGAUUUUGGACUACCACCUUUUAAUUAGUUUUUAACAAUUUUGAAACUAAUUAAGUUGUUAUCUUAUAG